AUGGUCGCCUUGGCACCGGCUGCGGACCUUGUUCCCACUACAUACUACCCUCUUACCGAGAAUGAAAUCGGUCCCUUCAAGAAUGGAAUGCCCAAUAAGGAAGCUGGUAUGGAGACUGAGGACAUGGAGAUUGUGUCUUCCGAAUAUGACAGCGCCAAUCCGGCGGCUAUCACCUCAAAUGACGAUGGGAUCAACGAACACGAACUAAAAGUGCUCGACGGACCCAUUGCCUCGGAGAUCUCAAAUGGCUCUGGAACUGAAGCUAUGGCUAUGAUAGUAUUGAAAAUUAUCGAAAGUUAUGGUGUUGACUUUGAGAAGUCGGGGAUUUCCUGGAAGGGCUUUGAGUCGUUUGUUCCAAUUGUUCUGGAGCAGAUUGACCAACAAGAGCCAAUCCGCAUGAUCUUGCCCGCAUUUCCUUUCAAAUCACCCAAUGCGAGCAGUAAAGUGCUGGGAAAUAUGCCCGACUUUGGUGAAGAAUUGGCCUUGGCUCAUUUGAAUGGACUUUGCCAAAAUAUCGGUGAAGUAUACGCCCCUGGGGCCGAUGUCUAUAUCAGCUCGGAUGGGCUUGUAUACAAUGAUACCCUGGGCGUCUCCGAUGAAACCGUUUGGGACUACGGAGAGACCCUGCGAAAGAUGGCCAUCGACAAAGAGCUCCAUCAUGUGAAAUUCAUUCGUCUUUUCGAACUUCUCGAGCAUCCAUGGUUUCAAUCCUCAACACCAGAGGCCGCAAAGGCCUUCUAUCUAGCUCACGCUAGUUGUCUCCGCCGAGAAUUGAUGUACAGAUUUGCUGACCCGAGCUUCAACGCGACGGAGGCUAUCAAAACCGACAAUGAUACUUGUCUGACAUAUCGAGGCUACAUCAAAUUCCUCACCAAGGAUCUAGCCCACCAGGAGACAAAAGCCAUGUCAAAACGCGCUCGACAAGCACAGAUUGCCGAUACGGCACGGCAAAUGAUCAUUCGUGGCAAAAUGUUCGCGGCGGCCAUCAAAGCCAACCGCAAAGACUACGUCCGACUGUCAAUCCACGAGUCUGCGGGCGAGAAGAAGCUUUCUAUCUCGCUUAUUCCACAAAUUCGAGGAACACUGGGGUUUACACCUUGGCACUCUUCUGUGGCUGUCGGACUGGAUGGUUCAUAUCGAACGGUCCACGCCGAAGACGUACGCGAUACGCACGAUCUCAUUUAUAAGAACGGAAAACCAUACUUCUUCCGCGGAAAGUCAUCUCUCUUCGACUGGACCGAGGACGGCUUAUCUGUCAAAUUUGAGCAUCUUUAUCCCUGUGGACUCAUCAUCCGGCCUGCCGAUAUCGACAAUGUCAAUCCUCCGCCGUCGAUCCGCUCCAUCCCCAUGAAAAAGGUCCGCCAGCUGUCAAACAGCAUGUCACCAGUUGUUCUGCGUGGAUUCUCCGAGACUCUGGAGGAAGAUCUCUACGUCAAGAAGGGCGAAGAACUGGGAACUAUUCUCCAAUGGAGCUUUGGAAUAAUCCAAAAGGUACGGGACAACGGACGCUCUGACAAGAUGGGUAACAAUGUGACUUCGAACGAGGCUAUGCCGAUGCAUUUCGACGGGAUGUUCAAGUUUGACGAGAUCACCAACCCAGAAACGGGUGAGAAGACGAAAGUCCAACACCCGCCGGGGUAUCAGUUCUUCACUUGUCCUGCCACUGCGCCCAGGGGCAAUGGUUACACCUUGUUUGCGAGCUCCAGGCUGUUUUGGCGGUACCUGCCUCUCCCGUGGUCUGCUGAUCGCCUUGAAAAGAUCACCUGGGCUAUGGAUAACGAUGGAUUCUGGGAUGCGAAACUCAAGAAUCUGCCGUUGAUCGUGAAGCAUCCUAUCUCUGGAUUACCAUGUCUACGUUGGCAUCAGCCGUGGGAUUCAACCAAGACCAAAUUCUCGACCUGCGAUGUUUCGAUCGAGAAUGACGAUAAUGAUCUGGUCAAGGUUGUGGAUCGCAUCACAUAUGACUAUAGAGUUUGUCUGCGCUUUGGUUGGGAGAAGGGUGAUUUGCUGAUUAGUGAUAACUUUGCCAUGCUGCAUACUCGCACUGGAUAUAUCAGUGACUGUGAUCGGGAACUGUGGCGAAUCCACUGUGACUGA
Molecule: messenger RNA, 2097 nt
Organism: Penicillium robsamsonii
Lineage: Eukaryota; Fungi; Ascomycota; Eurotiomycetes; Eurotiales; Aspergillaceae
Gene: xanB
Product: isocyanide synthase xanB
Exons: 2
Coding region: 1-2097 (698 amino acids)
Molecular function (GO): oxidoreductase activity
Source: RefSeq, a predicted model, not a curated record